Messenger RNA from Polistes canadensis, 3530 nucleotides. RefSeq names its product condensin complex subunit 3 (gene Cap-G). The transcript is spliced from 7 exons. The record is from RefSeq and is a predicted model, not a curated record. Bases 314 to 3100 code for a protein of 928 amino acids. NCBI's taxonomy places the organism in Eukaryota, Metazoa, Arthropoda, Insecta, Hymenoptera, Vespidae. Gene Ontology annotation, biological process: mitotic chromosome condensation. Gene Ontology annotation, cellular component: cytoplasm; condensed chromosome; condensin complex.
AUCUGCAACUUCGCACAUUACAAUAUUACACACAAACUGAAGUACAUUCUUCGUUUUUAUAAUUAAUAAUUGUUUAGCAAUACGCUCUAAUUAAUAAAAAGUUACAAAGAUUUUAAAAUAUAAUUGUUUUUUCUACGAGAUAAAUGUUUUAAACAGUAAUAACUUAUAAUUGUUAAUAAAAGUAAAUAUGUACAUAAAAUAACCGUAAUAACUAAAGUUCGUGACAGUUGGUAGUACAUUUAAAAAUUAUUAGUAGUGAUAAUGUGCUUAUAGUUGAUUCUCUAAAAGAUAUAUAUUUAAAACAAUAACAAAUAUGGAAAAUAAUGAAAAACUUUCUACAGUAAUAAAUGAUAUUUUUUAUAAUGUUCAAUUUAAUAAAACUUGUCAUAAACGUUAUAUAAAGAAAUUAACGAAUAUCAGUAAAGAAUACGAUGUAGAGUUAUUUCUAGAGGAAUUUAUUAAUUGCUUGAAGAUACCUCUUUCUACGAGUAAAAAUCAUCCUUCGAUUGAGAAUACUCUUCAAUUUGCUGCUAAAUUUGCUGUUAGCUCUUAUCCAUUUUCUGAUAAGGAUUCAUGCGAAGCUAUGCCUUUAUUUCUUGAAAAUUUAUUUAACUUUUUAUUGAAGCAUCACAAUGCCAAGAAUCCUUCCGUUAGAUUUCACAUAUGCUAUUUUUUCAAUAUGUUAUUAAAUUCAAUGGGCGAAAACGCUUUUCUAGAUGAUGCGCUUUGCGACAAAAUAAUUGUCAAUAUGAUGGACCGGUUGUUGGAUAAAGCGCAUAAAGUUAGAACACAAGCUAUCUAUGCUUUGCAUAGGCUUCAGGAUCCGUCAGAUGAAAAUUGUCCUAUUAUAAAAAUGUACAUUUUUCAUUUAUCCAAGGAUCCUAAAGUACAAGUUCGUAAAGCGAUAUUAAAGAGUAUGGCCAAAAAUCAGAAAACGUUACACACUGUUUUAAAUAGAAUUAGAGAUGUCAAUUAUACAGUAAGAAAGAUGGCUUAUAAUUUUAUCAGUAAAGUAACUAUCAGAUCUUUGACGAUCAAACAAAGAAAUCAAUUGUUGAACGAAGGACUUAAAGAUAGAUCCGAUAUUGUUAGGGGAUACGUUGAAACUGAAUUAUUACCAACAUGGUUGCGUUAUUUCAAUGGACAAUAUAAAGAUCUGAUUAAAGCAUUAGAUGCAGAAAUUGGAAUUGAUGUAUCUAUUUUAGCACUUAAUGUACUCUUUAAAAAUGCAGCACCGGAUCAAUUAAUCUGUCAACUACCAAUCGAUGAAACUACUAAACUUAUACCAGUCGAUAAAUUGUCAAGCGAGAAUUCCUUAUACUGGAGAUGCGUUGCUAAACAUUUUUAUACUACAUCUUCCUUCGAUGCAUUAGAAAGAAUUUUGCCUGAAUUAUCAAAUUUUUCCGAAUAUAUUAAUCAAUUUAUAACUAUGUUAUCUUCUAAAUCGUUUGAAAUGUGGGAGAAACAAACACACAAGUUUAUUCUUCUUCAACUUUUUGAGAUUAUUAAAUUUUAUGAUUUGUCGGAUGAAGCAGGAAGAAAUAAUUUAAGCGAAUUAAUAUUAAAUUUCCUACUGACAGACCAUUGCUCUGAAAAAAUAAUUGAAUGCAUUGUUAAAUAUUUCGAGAAUGUGAUACCUGAUGUGAAUAAAAGACUUGAUCUUUUAGCAAAUAUAAUUAGUAAACUCAGAACGCCAACGAAAGAAACUAUGGAAAUUGUAAAAGAAGUACCUGCGGAAGAAACACAUCAAAAUAAUAUGCAAAAAGCCAGAUUACGAGUACAAAUUUUAGAACUUCAAGAAGAAGAAUAUGAAGCUAUAAAAAAUAAAGAAUAUUUGAAAGCUGAGAAACUAAAGGAACAACAAAAUAAAAUCAAUCAAGAUUUAAUAAAAUUUCAUGAGAACCAAGAACCUUGUAUUUUGAGUAAUGACGAUGAUAUCGAAGAAGAAAAAAAUGAUUCAGAAACAAUGAUCAAAUGUCUCACUAUCAUGUGCUCCAUGAUGAGAGUUAAAUCGAUUAAAACUUUAGUGCCUACUCUUAGAUGCCUUCUGAAUAUAGCCCUUUCAAGUUUGGAUCAUCCAGACGAUAAGGUUCAUUUAUUAGCAUUGGAAGCUUUGGGAAUUUUUUGCAUAUUAGAUAAGGAAAUAGCUAAAAAACAUAUCUUUACAUUUUUGUUACAAUUUUCAUUGGAACAAGAAAAACAGGACAUAUGGAUUAUUACUUUAAAAGCUCUUUUUGAUCUUCUCACACAGUACGGAAUUGAAAUUUUUGAUGUUAAAAAAAAUGACAACGAUAAUAGCGCUAAUCAAUCAAAAUCAAAAAAAUAUAAUAAAAAUAAGUUAUUUAAUCAAAUAGAAGAAGAUGAUCUUACUGUUUGUACCAAUCAAUCUAUUAGUCAAAUACAAAAUCCUGAUAUAAUGAAAAUUCUAAUUGGAUUAAUGGAUAACGCGAAUCAAGAUUUAAGAAAUAUCGCAACGGAAGGACUUUGUAAAUUAAUUAUAAAUUUGCGUGUAAGCAAUUGCUCUUUUUUGUUGGCGCGUAUAAUAGUAAUGUAUUUUAAUCCAAUUAACAUCGACGACACUUAUCUCUGUCAAUGUAUAAGCUGCUUUUUCCAACAAUUUUUAACGAAGGUACCUUCAAAUCAAGAAAUACUGGAAGAAGCAUUCUUCCCGACUUUAAAAAUCAUUUCCAAUGCGCCCGAUAUUAGUCCUCUUCAAGAAAUAAAUCUUUACGAAGUAGCUGUUUUUAUUUUGAAAUUAACUAGUAAUAGAGGCAAAGGAUCCAACAUGAAUGCAUAUUGCGUACAUAAUAAUUUGGUAUUUGCUAUACUUGCUGAAAUUCUUAAUUCGGAUAGUAAAAUUAACAAGGAUGUGCUCAUUAAGUGCUUAAAGGACUUAGAUAUACAAGUAGAUGACAGUUUAUCGCAGAAGAAUUUAAAAAAUGGUAUUGAGAAAGUUUUAUUGUUGGUAAAUAAAUUCGACAAACGAUUAAUAAGUUACGUAGAAAGGCUUAAGAACAAAUUAGAAUCGCCGAAUUCUGUUGUAGAAAUCGAAAUGGAGGAAACAGAAAAUGACGAUACAGAUACAGAAGAGUGUGAAUAAAAUUAUUUAUCACUUUGCAUUAAUGAAGUAUCAUUAUUUGUAGAAAUAUUUAAUAGGUUUUUAUAUUUUCAUAUAAUAGAUAAGAAUAUAUAUUAUGUCUACCGGAAAGUUCUGUCGGUUUUUAAAUUGAAAGCAAAUAACACAAUUUUCAUACAUUUAAUAAUAUUUAUUGUAGAAUAUACUUUCCAUCGUUACUUAUGACUUUUUGUCAUUCCAGCAAACUUCUUCAUAUAUGUCUCAAAUCAACAUUGUGCAUAUGGAUUGAAACUUGAAGUGACACUAUCUGACAGAAUUUUUCGGUAGAUUUAAUAUAAAUAUUUUUAUUUUUAAAAUCGUUUUUAAUACUAAUAUUAGGAGAAAAAGAAAGAGAGAGUUUUAUAAAUUAUUGUCGAAUUUGAAUUCUUAUAAUAAUUAAAGAAAUGUCCAAUAA